CAGUAACAUACAGAGGAACCCGAGCCGCAGUGAUGGAGUACCUGUGGAGUCUGGCUGUAGGAUUUCUACAGCUGUGGAUGUUUGUGGUGGUGUUCUUGAUCAUGCUUCCUGCCAUGUUUGGACUGUCUUUGGGGGUAACUGGGGUCUACAUACAGAUUUUAGUAAAAAUCCUAGAGUGGGCCACUAUUCGUAUACAAAGAGGACGUCUGGAGCAACCCAACGUGCCUAUUCCUCUACCCAAUGGUAUCAUUAAACGAGAAGGUGGCUCUAUGGAGCAGGAGUUAUGUGAGCUGCGCCGCUCUCGUGCCAUAGAGGGAGGUGAAUUUGCCUUAAGUGAUGUCCUUUACUUCUUUAAGAAAGGACUGGAGAGCAUUGUGGAUGAUGAAGUGACCCAGAGAUUCUCUUCAGAGGAGCUGGCGUCCUGGAACUUGCUCACACGCACCAACCUGAACUUUCAUUACAUCAGCCUGCGCCUCACCAUCAUCUGGGGGCUGGGGGUCUUUGUACGUUACUGCAUACUGUUCCCCCUCAGACUAACUCUGGCACUCAUUGGUCUGUCGUGGCUUGUUGCUGGUUUAACUAUAAUUGGAUUAUUGCCAGAUUCCAGUCUGAGGGGUUGGCUGAGUGAACUAGUCCAUCUGACAUGUUACAGGAUUUGUGCCAGGGCAUUGUCAGCCACAAUCCGUUAUCACAACAAACAGAACAAGCCACAAAGAGGAGGCAUAUGUGUUGCAAAUCACACUACACCUAUUGACAUUGUCAUUCUGGCCAAUGACCGUUGCUAUGCUAUGGUGGGCCAGAUUCACGGCGGGCUGAUGGGGAUCAUACAGAAGGCCAUGGUGAGGUCCUGCCCCCAUGUUUGGUUUGAGAGGUCUGAAAUGAAGGACCGACACGCAGUGACCAGUAGGUUAAAAGCACAUGUUGCAGCAAAGACUAAACUUCCCAUUCUAAUAUUUCCUGAAGGAACAUGCAUCAAUAAUACUUCAGUCAUGAUGUUUAAAAAAGGAAGUUUUGAAAUUGGAGGAACAAUAUAUCCAGUUGCAAUCAAGUAUGAUCCUCGUUUUGGUGAUGCUUUUUGGAAUAGUAGCAAGUACAACAUGCUCAGCUAUCUUCUCCGGACUAUGACAAGUUGGGCAAUAGUGGUCAAUGUCUGGUACCUCCCUCCAAUGACUAUAGAGGACAAAGAAGAUGCUGCUAAUUUUGCUAACAGAGUGAAGUCUGCCAUAGCCAGUCAAGGAGGACUGCUUGACCUUGCCUGGGAUGGUGGGCUGAAAAGAGGGAAGGUGAAGGACUGUUUUAAAGAGGAGCAGCAGAAGAUGUACAGCAGUAUUAUCGUGGGACAAAACAACAUAAGCUUGUGUGAUGAUAUCCAUUCAUAAAGAUCAAAUGUGUUAUCCUGUUUUUAUUUGUUUUUAUUGACUACCAAAUGAAUCACCUGGAGUGCCUUUAUGUGAAUGUCAUCAAAUGUUCUGUUGAAUAUUUAACUUUUAACUGUGAUGGACGCUUCACAACAUAUCACAUUCUGUAAAAUUAAGUGUAGUGGGUGACUGCGUCUUGCUCUGUCCUACCAGUUCACCCUGUUGUGUCCUUGGGCAGAACACUUUAUCCACACUGUGUGAGUGAAUGGUUGGUGGUUGUUAGAUAGACCUCUGGUGCCAAGUGUGAAUCAAUAAAUCAAUAAAUAAUUUUGGUCUAUUGCUGCA
Molecule: messenger RNA, 1703 nt
Organism: Boleophthalmus pectinirostris (great blue-spotted mudskipper)
Lineage: Eukaryota; Metazoa; Chordata; Actinopteri; Gobiiformes; Gobiidae
Gene: gpat3
Product: glycerol-3-phosphate acyltransferase 3
Exons: 12
Coding region: 33-1379 (448 amino acids)
Biological process (GO): triglyceride biosynthetic process
Cellular component (GO): endoplasmic reticulum
Molecular function (GO): glycerol-3-phosphate O-acyltransferase activity
Source: RefSeq, a predicted model, not a curated record